Molecule: messenger RNA, 465 nt
Organism: Marasmius oreades (fairy-ring Marasmius)
Lineage: Eukaryota; Fungi; Basidiomycota; Agaricomycetes; Agaricales; Marasmiaceae
Exons: 1
Coding region: 1-465 (154 amino acids)
Source: RefSeq, a predicted model, not a curated record
AUGGAUGUAACACGUGCUUUAACUCCAUUUGGGAGGUUUAACCAGAUCAAGGAGGAGAUCUCAUUCUAUAUGAAGUCGGCCUUCGUAUACGAUUUCCUCCAGGGACAUCCUCAUUCCUUCUGCACUCAUUACACAUGCCAAUCUUUCUAUACAUCUGGGGGAGACUCGUUAUUCUCUCGUUCAGUAGACAGCUGGGGCUUUAUCCGAUACAAACAUAACGGGUUCAAGAACGAUAACGAGAUGGAAGCCGUAGGAAAGGACCCUAAAGAAUGCAAGGCCUUUAUGUGGAAACAGGUGGAGGAUAGGGAGGCCAGGUGGAAGGAAGGGUUGAGUUUGUAUAUGCACUAUGACGAACUGGCCAGAGGCAGUUACAAGCAGGAGGUGCUGGGGGACCUGAGUGACCUUAGCGACCUUAGUGACGCGUCGUCAGACGAUGAACUCGCGCAAAAAAACGCAGUAAGGUAG